CUCGUUUAAGGAGACUACUAAACACAAAUAUUUUAAGCGUAAUAGGAAAAUCAGUAAUUGCGCCACGUAGAAUAGAGGCGGGAAAACCAAAACGCACCAAAGUUAUACGGAGUCCCAAAAGUGAACUGAGAACCAAAGGUGACCCAAUUUCUCACUGACCGGAAUUCUCCGGUUCCGGCGUAGUUUCCGAGGCCGGUUUAGAGUCGGGAGCGACGGGUAAAGCGCGUGGUCCGCCCCGCGCGCCAUGAAGGAAGGCAAAACAACUGGCGGUAAAGGAGGAGGAAGAGGUGGUGCCGGCGGUGGCGGUGGUGGUGGUGGAGCAUCAUCUCCGCCUUCGGUGGAGGAGCGUUAUACACAAUGGAAGUCCCUCGUCCCCAUCCUCUACGAUUGGUUAGCUAAUCACAACCUCCUAUGGCCCUCACUCUCUUGCCGAUGGGGACCACAACUAGAGCAAGCUACUUACAAGAAUCGUCAGCGCCUCUACCUUUCGGAACAGACAGAUGGCAGUGUUCCAAAUACCCUUGUCAUAGCAAAUUGUGAAGUUGUAAAACCUAGGGUAGCUGCGGCAGAGCAUAUAUCUCAGUUUAAUGAAGAAGCACGGUCUCCAUUCGUGAAAAAGUUCAAAACCAUCAUUCAUCCUGGGGAGGUGAACCGUAUUAGGGAACUGCCGCAGAACAGUAAGAUCGUUGCUACACAUACAGACAGUCCUGAUGUUCUCAUUUGGGAUGUCGAGUCUCAGCCUAAUCGUCAUGCUAUCUUGGGAGCGACGGAAUCUCAUCCAGAUCUGGUCCUGACUGGCCAUCAAGAUAAUGCUGAAUUUGCGCUUGCCAUGUGUCCAACUGAGCCCUUUGUCCUGUCUGGAGGGAAGGACAAGUCAGUUGUUUUAUGGAGCAUUCAUGACCAUAUCUCCUCUUUGGCGGUUAAUCAAGCUGCUACGAAAUCCCCAGGUUCAGGUGCUGCUAAUACUUUACAGGCUGGAGGAGUUGAGGAUAAACAGAUAGGCGGUCCUCGUGUCAAAGCGCGAGGUAUUUUCCAAGGACAUGAGGAUACUGUUGAAGAUGUUCAGUUUUGCCCUUCAAGUGCACAGGAAUUUUGCAGUGUUGGUGAUGAUUCUUGCCUUAUUCUGUGGGAUGCAAGAACUGGUUCAUCUCCUGUAGUCAAGGUUGAAAAGGCUCACAAUACUGAUUUGCAUUGUGUUGAUUGGAAUCCUCAUGACGUGAAUUAUAUUCUGACUGGGUCAGCUGAUAACUCUGUCCGCAUGUUUGACCGCCGAAAUCUCACUUCAGGAGGGGUUGGAUCCCCUGUCCAUACUUUUGAGGGUCACACUGCUGCUGUCCUGUGUGUUCAGUGGUCCCCGCACAAGGCAUCUAUCUUUGGAAGUUCUGCGGAGGAUGGAAUCUUGAAUCUUUGGGAUUAUGACAAGGUUGGUAAGGAAGACCAAGCUGUUAAAGGAGAUAAAAAGGCACCUACUGGUCUAUUCUUCAAACAUGCUGGACACAGGUACCUUCAUCUUGCUAAUAUUAAUAGCAUGCUUGGUUUCUCUUAUUAGAUUAGUGAUUUUUCAUCGGAUGGCUCCUUUUUUAAGCAUGUGAAUGUUGACCUUUCAAUGGGUUUCAAGUGCUGAAGUGCAUUGACUCGCUACUUUUCUGGCUAAACUGAAUAAUUACUACAGGGAUAAGGUUGUUGACUUUCACUGGAAUGCUGCCGAUCCAUGGACCAUUGUCAGCGUCUCGGAUGAUGGUGAGAGUACCGGUGGUGGAGGCACUUUGCAGGUGACUGCAUAUUCUUUCAAUCUCCGUCUAUUUUCUGGAACAAAAUUGUUUAGCCUGUUCCAAUGAUCUUGUAAUGCAUGCCUCCUAUGAAGUGGCUGAUCCCUUUUUUUUUUUUUUUGCUGCUUUUGUUGUUGUUGAUGGUGCAGAUAUGGCGAAUGAUUGACCUAAUUUACCGACCGGAAGAUGAGGUUCUGGAAGAGCUGGAGAAGUUCAAAAAUCAUCUGCAGACAUGUAAUUCUUGAGUUAACAUCUGAAAACCUGAGAAAGCCAGUAUUUUGCCAGAAUCGGACUGUGGACUUUUUUUAAUUGGACUAUGUACUUUGCAAAUAACUUUGUUAGACUUCCCCUACCUGAUUAGAACCUUGUUCAAACAAAUUAAUAUGGCUGAUCGCUCUUAUGUGUUUGAUAAUGUUCUACCUAUUUGUUGUGCUGCCAUAAACAACCGACUGUUGACAUGUUGAAAAGUUACACGUGCACAGUGUUAGUGAAACUUGAUCUAGAAAAAGGUCCUAAUCCUAAAGUGGCCACAUCGAAUAAGUAGCUACCUAUUUACUUAUUUUAGCUUUGAAUCCGCAAGAUUUUCAUAUCUCAGUUUCGUGAACAUCAAUUAGCAGUAAGCACUGAGCAAAACCUUCUAAACAUGCCAUUUUGUGGACCAGAAAGUUUAAAUAUUUACUUGAUUAGUAUAAUUGUUGGCUAAUUAGGCAAUUUCGUGGAGAAGCGGGGAAUAUUUCGGGUUGCUGAUGUACUCUUGGCUUGUAUAGCCGUAAUGAUUAAUGAAGCUGUGGUGUAUUAUUCAAUUAUGGCCAACCAAAUUAGUAUUAGAUCUUUUUUUUAUUUUUUAAGGAAAUAGUAUUAGAUCUCGUUGAACUAUAUUUCCUAGGUCUUUGAUUAACUUGACACUCAUUUUCUAGUAAUCUACUGUAGAUGUAUUGUGAAAAUUACUAUGUUAGAAAGAAAACAACAACAAAUGAGCAGGCUGCUUUUAUGUACCUUCUGAGGCUUAAUUACUACUAUUUUAGUUUUGUUCAAGUGAGUAGGCAAGAUGAUGUGGAAUUACAUAAUUUAGCAUUUCUUAGAAUGUGUUGUCAUAGUUUACGUAUUUCUUCUUAAUUGAUAUACGUUUACCUUUUUUAUAUAAAACAACAAAUGAGCCUUUUUCUCUCUCUUUUUUUUUUUUAUCAGAAAGAAACACAAAAACCUUGCCCGCUCUUGUUUGGUUGAAUUUGGAUGGUCUUUUCUGAAGGGAUCGGAAUGUUAUGCCACUAGCAUGCUCAAAAGUCAAAAUAAAGGAAAAAAUAUCAUAUAUCUGGUGCUUAAUAUAACUUAAGGCUCCGUUUGGUUGGAAUGAAUUGGAAUUGAAUUAGAAUUACAAUCCAAAAAAAUUGAAAUUAAAAUAUUGGGAUUGCAAUUCAAUCUCAAUUUAUUUGUUUGGGAGAUCUUAAUAAUUGACUAGAAUUAAGGUUCUAAUACCAAUUCUUGCGUUUGGAUGCUUCAAAAUUUGGAUACUUUAGAAUUGAAAUUAAUUUGUUACUAGAUAAUUAAUACAAUUUAUACUUCAUGUCAAAUUUUUUUUUUAAAAAAAAACUUAAUUUCCUAUGUCAAAAUAAUCUAUCACGGAUAUGUAUAAAACAAAAAAAAAUCAUUGUGUACAUGUAUAUUAGAUUACUUUGUUGUCCUUUAAACUAAUCCUUUUUGAAAAAAUAAUUUUUUAUUUAAUUUGCUAUAUUAUUUUGUGAUUUAUUAUGUACACACUUUUUUAUAGGAAACAAAAGAAACAUAUUGCGUAAGAAUUAUUACUAUGAUAUGUAAACAUCCUUGAGUCCCUCUCUUUUAUUACUUUUCAAAAUUUUUUAAUUUUUGGUUUAUUGAUUUUUUCCCCUAUAUUAGUAAAAAAUAUUGUAUAUAAUAUAAAUUCAUUUUAUGAAUAUUAAUUUCUAUUAUAUAUGUUGACAUUAUUUUUUGGAAUUUGCUUAAAAUUUUUUAGUUUUAGUAUAUAGUUAUAUAUGAAAAAAAAUAUACUUAAAAUUCAACUUACAGAAUUUUUGAUGAAAAAAU
Molecule: messenger RNA, 3830 nt
Organism: Oldenlandia corymbosa var. corymbosa
Lineage: Eukaryota; Viridiplantae; Streptophyta; Magnoliopsida; Gentianales; Rubiaceae
Source: the annotation of a GenBank genome assembly